AGAAGAAUGUCUCGUGAGAAGAGACAGAGGCCAAUCCCUUCUCCAGUGUCUUCAAAUCAUGAUAGUGAUGAGGAGCUGCAGCCUGAGCCAAGACAGAGUUCAGGGUCUAUACAUCAUCAACAGACACAGGGAAAUAAUGAGGAUACUGACACCUCUGAGGCUGAGGUUCCUGCUCACUCCAAAUCUAAAAACAAAUAGGCUAUCCGAUCUGCCAGAUUUAACAAUGCAGAGAAUGAUGCAUUAAUCGAUGGUGUUGACAAAUUUUAUGACAAGCUUUUAGGUCAUCGCUCUGCUAAAACUCAUCCGAGUGAAAAGAUGAAAAUAUGGCGGAAAAUUGCAGAUAAUGUUACUGCAGUUUCUGGUGUAGUCAGGGAAGUAGAUGUAUGUAAAAAAAGAUACAGUGAUUGCAGGAGAUGCACCAAGAAAAAAAUGGCCAAAGAACAUAAUUAUAAAAAAGGUGCAGCUGGAGGACCGGCAUUGGACAUAACUUGGCUGCCCUGGGAAGAAAAAAUAAUUCAGAGAAUGAAUCCAGCUAUGGUUCAAGGCUUGCCAGCAAGCAUAGAUAGCAGCAUUUCCAGGCCUGCUACAAGCACAGAUAUAAGAGAAUCAAUGGAAAGACAUCAAGGUCCAUCAACAAGUGGUACUGCUCACAGACACUCGGCCUUCAGUCUCAAGUCAGGCACAAAGUGGAAUUCAAGAAAGAACUUGUACGGAGAGUCAAGAAGGAAGACCAAGUAAAAAAAUACGCACUGCAGAAGUUGAAAAAAGGGCAAAAUCCCAUCACCCUAAACAAGCCAGGAUGGCAUCAAUGGUCAGCAGAAUACACACUGAAGAAGAUCCCAGUGAAACACAUCGACCAAGACAAGUUCAGGUAUCUGGUAGCGGGAGUAGACAAGCCACAGCUUCAAAGUCUUCAACAGGCCAAGGUAGAUUGACCAUGAGUCAACUGACGAGUGAGGAUGUAAGAAGAAGACAUGACAAAGCCGUAAAAAACGUCCAAGCUGAUCCGACUCCAGGAAAAUUAAUUCAUAAAAAAUUUACUGAAAAAUUGACACCCUCACAUAUUCUGGAAAGCAGCACCGCUGCCAUAUUGACGAUAACCCAGGACCCACAGCCCACUGCGGAAGAUUUAAUUUCCACUUCUCCUUCAAGCCCAAUAAAUGAGCCAUUUCAGGAACCAGAACAAGAGAGUACACGAUUAUCUGACGUACACACCAACACAUUGGAGGAGCUGAUUGAAUCUGCCACAGCAAUUACUGCAGCUUUUUCCCCUGAGGAAGAUGUAGAACCUUUAGAUGAGCCUGGUAGGACACAAGUAUCAUCUCCUAUAGAAAGUCAAUUUCAAGUGUUGGAGGAUGUACGGACAGGCCUAUCGACAGGGACUACUGAACGUGUGAAUGACAUAGCGAGACAAAUGGAGAACAGACAAGAAAGCUUUCGUGUAACCGUAGACCACCGUCUGCUAAAGAUGUACGAAACACUGGGACGUUUCUCUGAUUAUCUAAGAGAUGUGACAACCUCCACUUCUACCGUGUUACAGGGCAUAGAGUCCAAACUAGGUACCAUGAUUGUUGCCUUAAACAAACUUGUGGACAACACUUCGUGCCAGGGAAACAGCCUACAAAUCACGCAGACCAGCCAUAGCCAAACUGCAGCAAAUACAUCUCUAAUAGCUACACAACUCCAAACUAUGAAUACCAUCAUGUUGAAGAUGUUGGCUGCUUUGAGUCAGGGACAACACCAUCCAGCCAUUCAAGAAUCAACUCAACCAUUUCCAGGUUUUGGUCAAGAGGGACAAUUACAUGGAUUGGACUCUGGUGAUGUUCAUCCGCAAAUGCCAACAUCUCCUAGUCCUGCUCCUCCUGAUAGUGCAACCACACCAGGACCAUACACACAACAACAAAAACCAGAUGAAUCACAUUGUUAAUUGUUACUUGUCCUCUCAAAUUGGACCAAUGUCUAUAUGUAAUACUCGUUGUGGUUUGCACUAUCAUUCAUUUUAAUGUUGUACAUUUUACAUUUGUUUCUCAGGGUAAACAUAACUCUGUUUGAUUGUUUGGCAUCCUACCUACAUGAUUUGUUUCUGUGCUUCUGGAUGCUUAUGUGUGUGCACUGUUAAAUGGAGGGAUAUACACUAUACCUAUAUAUUUAUAUAGGUAUACUAUACUAAUUAUAUUGUUAUUUAUUAAAAAAAACC
Pseudophryne corroboree (corroboree frog) is the source of this 2197-nucleotide messenger RNA. RefSeq lists its product as uncharacterized. The record is from RefSeq and is a predicted model, not a curated record. NCBI's taxonomy places the organism in Eukaryota, Metazoa, Chordata, Amphibia, Anura, Myobatrachidae. The transcript has 8 exons. The coding region runs from base 800 to 1927 and encodes 375 amino acids.